AUGGCGCGACCUCUACGACACGGCUUCAACGUCGCCCGAGCGCACGUGCUUUCGCGGCCGCGAUGGGCGUCGUCGCAGUCAGCGGAGGCACUGGUGGAGGUCAAAGUCUCCGACAUAGGCAUGAUAUCGGGAAUCCCCGAACAGCAUCUCCGACGAAGGAGGAGGGAAUAUGCAAGAUAUGAGAGUGAAGAAGCUGCAAGGGCAUUUGCUGAGAAAUAUGGCUGGGAUUAUACGGUCAGGAAGCGUCACACACCACUUUUGAAGGCUAAGGCAUAUGCAGACAACUUCAAGUGGAAGGGCCCUGAUAAGAGUGAGAAGACUGCAGCUGAUGCUGUAAACAUCUGA
Messenger RNA from Malus domestica (apple), 345 nucleotides. Its product is annotated as NADH dehydrogenase [ubiquinone] iron-sulfur protein 4, mitochondrial-like. The record is from RefSeq and is a predicted model, not a curated record. NCBI's taxonomy places the organism in Eukaryota, Viridiplantae, Streptophyta, Magnoliopsida, Rosales, Rosaceae. Gene Ontology annotation, biological process: electron transport chain.